CGUGUAGCGGAUUCUCGGAGUCGCUGUAUUGCGGUACUUCGUUUCGCGCGGUCCACGUCCUGGGCGCAUUUCCACUUAAACGGCGGAUUCCUUUUACCUUUCAGUGUCGGCUUUUGGUUCUUCUACGGCUUUCGGUUUUUUGUUUUUAUUUUACUUCUCUGCCAUGUGCUUUUUUUCUUGUGCUCUGGUGUGAAUGGGCAAUAACAGACUCUGACUGCGCUGCAACUACUCCUCCAGCUCAAGUUUUUUACAGUUUUUUUUUGCACAUACAUAUACCGUUUUAAUAACGUGCUUCCUUGUCUGGUGUCCGAAUUUCGGAACCACUGCCGACGCUGUCACUGUCGCACUCGCUGUUUCUACGGCUGCCACCGCAGCCACCUCUGUCGCUGUUCGGGUCGCGUGCAGAAAACUGGGGAAAAUCAUCAGAGAAGAAAAGGAAACCGGAAAACGAAGAUAUUCGAGAGAAACCAAUACAUGAUAUCGAAGCUAAAAUAUCCCAAAUAUCCGAAAUAUCAGAACAAUCCGAGCCGAAUCGAGCCGCGAUGCUCUGGCAUCCACUGAAUAACGAGAAUCCUACGUAACUCUGCAGAAACCGCAGCCAAAGCGAAAGCCAAAGCGAAAGCCAAACACCAACAGCAGUUCCCAUUUGAAAGUGAAACGGAAGAGGAUACGAGAGGAUACGAGGUGCCGCAGUAGGGGGAUACCAUAUCCCGAGCCCACACAACAAAUCACACACCACACACCACACACACACACAAACAAAACACACCAUGGCCAUGUUGGAGGCACGGCCGUACAGGCCCUUCAAGUCCAGCGAGGAGUAUCUGGAGGCCAUGAAGGAGGAUCUGGCCGAGUGGCUGAGCACUCUCUAUCCCGAGCUAAGCAUCAAUGCCGAGAACUUUAUGGAUCGCCUCGACACGGGCGUGGCUCUCUGCAAGCACGCGAACUAUGUGCGGCAGGCGGCUGUGGACUAUUUGGCCCGGCGACAGGCGCGCAACAAAUCGAUGACACGCUCGAUGACAUCCGGCCUGGCCGGUCCGAUCCUGGCCCAGGGCAACAUCCACUACCUGCCGGCGGCUAAAAGCGGUACCUUCUUUGCUCGCGACAAUGUCUCCAACUUCAUAACUUGGUGCAGAAAGAGCCUCAAGAUAAUCGAAUGCCUGCUGUUUGAAACGGACGAUCUGAUCAUGCGCAAGAAUGAGAAGCACGUGAUCCUCUGCCUCCUGGAGGUGGCACGACGAGGUGCCAAGUUUGGAAUGCUGGCCCCCAUGCUGGUGCAGAUGGAGCGACAAAUCGAUCGGGAGAUCGCCGCCGAUAUCAAGGCCAAUGGCGCCAACUCCUCGGACAGCGGGACACAGACGGAGGCAAUCGCCUACAGCUCGACGAUUAGCAACACGGCCACAUCCACAACAAUAACGACAACGACAGUGGGCUCGGAGACGGAUCUAUACGAUGACAGCGAUGACUCGGAGAAUGAAGAUGAUGCCGAUGAGAAUCCAAUGCUGAUGUACGGUCCCCAGCCCCAGAUAGUCACCAACGAUCUGAAAAGCCUCGAUGAGAUGGUUAGAGAUCUGGUAGAGAAAUGCACAUGCCCCUCGCAGUUUCCCAUGGUCCGGGUGUCCGAGGGCAAGUAUCGCAUCGGCGACACCAAAGUACUCAUCUUUGUGCGGAUACUGCGCUCCCAUGUGAUGGUGCGCGUGGGAGGCGGAUGGGAUACCCUGGCCCACUACCUGGAUAAGCACGACCCCUGCCGCUGCCGGGCCCAGCACCGCAGCUCGGUGGCCGCCCGCCUCAUCCCCCGACAGUCUCCCAACCACAAUCCGAGUAACGGCAUCGAGCUGCACAAGGCUCAGGUGAUAUUCGAGCGGUCACCGACCGCUGCGCGACGCGUCUUCAACAGUCCAAACUGUAACGGAGGAGGAGCUGGAGGAGCAACAGCAGCCACAGCGGCAACAGCAGUGGGAAUGGGAAUUGGACUGGGAGCUGCACAAGGCCAGGCCCAACAGAAUGGCAACAGUCUCUCCCCAAAUUCAGGAAAGUACCGGAGUCGAAGUCCGACACCGCAGCUUAAAUUCAUCAACGGUAUCCAAAGCAACGGAAUCGUGGCAGUCAGUGGCUCCUCCACCACGGCCGUUGUUCCAGAGCAACAGCUGCUGGGCUCCCCUGGCCUGACCAGGCGCUCCAUGUCACCAAGUCCCCGGCGGCUGAUCGACAUGCGGAAGAAGCAGAGCUCCCUGGACUCAUACAGCAGCGGACCUAAGUCGCUGCCAGGCGGCUGCAGCUGCUCCCUGGAGGAUUCCGGCUUGGGAGGGGGGGCGGUGACUGCCCCUUCAUCUGGAGGAGUGCUUGGCGGGGGACAGUCCGUCCCGGAGCAGGGCAACUCAAGCAAGUUUGAGAAUAUCAGCGACAACGGAAGCGAGAUCAGCGACGAAGGCUACCGAAGCCUGGGGGUAAACCAGUCGAGUGCCCAGAAGCGCGAGUCCCUGCACAGUCAGGCCUCGAUGGAAGACGCUGAAACCAAUGCGCGUCUCGAUCAGACGUCCAGCGACUCACAGAUCUCGCCUUCGGAAGAGCCCCCGGAGAAGGCGGCUACGGAUAUACUAGAGGAAGAGGACCUCAAUGGGCAGGAGCUUGACGCGGAUGCGGACGUGGACGUGGAGCAAGACUACUCUGUGUGCGAUGGCCCCCAGUCGCUGCCGGCCAUCCUCCGUCUGCCGACGAUGGCGGACAAGUUCGAGCAGUCGGGUGUAUUCAUCACCGACGAUGAGAUUACCGUGGACAUGGCCAAGAGCCCGCCCUCCCCCAAGCUGGAGAUCCAGCAGACCCCGGCGCUGCUCAGUAAAAUUCCCCGCUCACCUUUGGCUCAGCGCCGGCGCAGCAUCGACAACAGCACCUGCGGCGGCGCCGGCGGCAGCCUCCAGGAUCUGAGCUUCCGCUCCUCCGCCGGACCACCCAUCGGCUUCAGCCGCAAGCAGCCCGUGUACCGCUCCAUGCGCAGCCGCACCACGGUGGCGUCCACGCCCACGACCGUGCCUUCGCCACGCGCCUCUCGGCAGGCCUCGCAUCUACCAACGGUACGGGAUGUGACCAACACAUGGAGCGGACGCACUACAGCUGCCCCCAACAGCUGCAAGAGACGGCCACAGUGCACUCCAGAAAGCUUUGUGGCCCCAGCUCCGUUUGAGCGGUGCGGUAAGGGGCGAUCGUCCCAGAUCCUCUACGACAGCAAUGGGAGGAGGGUGCGCGGCGGAUGCACUAGCUCCCUGACCACGUCGCCAGUAAAGAACCAUGCCUCGUCCCCGCUGGCGCAGCAGCUGCUCGAGGCGGCCAGCAGUGCCAAGAACGAUGCCCAGAUCCUCGAGAAGAUGAAGACUCUCCUCUCCCGAUAUGCGGCCAGCAAUCAAACCAGUUCUGGGACAGUAGUAGUAGCCGGAGUCGUAGCCGCAGUGGGAGCUGUGAAAACCAGUUCCAAUGGCAAGAAGACGCCCAUGUACGAGGACUUUACCACAGCGUGGGUUCACAGCAACGGCAACCUGGAGCGCUCCGAGAGCUGCUCGCCCCCGGCCAAGGCUCGUUCCAAGCGGAGCUCCGCCGCCAGCUCGUGCGAGAGCAAUCACUCCACCACUGUGGAGGGAGCGGGAGCGGGAGCGGGAGCGGGAGCUGUAGCAGCCAGCGUGGUCUCGCCCAGACGGGAGCGCGGCAUGUCCAAAAUCCCGGCUCCGGUGCGCCAUCAUACAGAGCUUUACUAGCGCCCGACGACGCAAAGCGUCCGCGCCCGUUCAAUCGCCUCCAGCGCCAGCGCCAAGGUCCGACUGCUUCCGAGCGUUUUCUAAAAACCUCCCAAACAAUAACCAGGCGAUAUGAUGCGAAGCAGUAUAGUGGCGUGGGAUGGAAAAGAAAAGAAAAUGAAAUGAAAGAAAGGAUUGGGUUGGGUUUGGGGUUAGUAGAUAAAUUAGGUUAAAGCCAAGCUGGAAUUGUCGCUGCUGCUGUGCGUGUGUGUGUUUUUGUGGGUGCAGAGCAGAGUAGAGGAUGGGAGUGAAACGGAAAUCAGAACAGGAACCUAAUCUGCGAAAUCAGAAUUUGGGAUGGUCGGAGGGCUCCAUGUUCCGCUCGGGAAUACUAACCCAAAGUGAAAUCAAUUUGCAGGCCAUAGAAUACAUAGAGUUUCCAAGCUACGAUCAGGAUAAGAAUCAGAAUAAAUCAAUUAUAGGGCAAAACUUACUGCAUCAUUUACAGGCUGGGCACAAUGUUUACACCCGGCCCAUUUUCAAAUCGAGCCACAGAGCCCCAAAUCAGCAAAGCUAUCCCCAUAUUCCUUAUAAUACACACUCUCUUCUACGUAUAUAUACAUACAUAUAUAGUAUGUACAUAUACUCGUACGCAACAUACUCGUAUGUUGCAUUCUAAAGCCCUAUAAUCCUUGAACUCUAAUCAGACACCUAUAAACUUUCUCUCUCUCUAUCUAUCUCUCUUUAUGUCUUUAUCUUUCUGUAUGAAUCGGAUUCGAUCUGUGCUGAAAUGGGAUCUAAAAUAUAUGCGUACAACAAUUAAUACAAAGAAAAUACAAGACUCGAGUAAAGUUUUAAAAAAAAUGUUGGUCUAGAAAUAGCAGGAACUUUUAAAAAUAUCCAAAAACAAACAUAAAAGCAGCAAAUUGUAUCGAAUAUAUCUACAGAGCAAAUGCAAAUACCAUAUAGAGAACGCAUACAUAGUUUUCUAGAAAUUUUUAAAGGAGGUAUCGAUCCAAAAAGGAGCAGGCAAUUCAAUCUUCUAACUCGUAGAUUCGUAGGGACACAAAAAGCAACAUCUAUUUUUAUACGCUAGCAGAGGAUCUUGUGAUCCUCAGAUCGAUAGAUCAUUGUGUGAGUGUUGUGGCAAGCCGAAAUUUUUUGGAAAACUCAACUUUUACAGAAUAAAUUCACAUAAUUACAUAUAGACACACAUUCACAUGCGGAUGCAGGUCCGACAUAAAAAACGUGGACCUUUGGCCUGUCGAACACACAGAAAACUCUUCCACACCACACCAAACCACACCAGACCACACCACAAACACGCACACCUGUACAUUGCGUUUCAAGAAUUUACGGUACUUGCUUAGUCUUCUUAACUAAAACUUCUUAACUUAAUCCUUCCGGAAAUUUGUUUAGCAGAGAUCGGCACAUUCUUUCAUAUUUGAAACGCUUUGUAUCUACACACAUGCACAUGCACACUCGCAUAGAUAUGCAUGCAUACAUAGAUACAAACCAAAACUUAACAAACGGUCACAAAAUGUACAUAUGUACAAUGACAACUAAAUCUGUAGCUUUCAUGGAAGGGAAGAGAGUAUCGGAGAGCGGAUAAAGAUAAGGAUACGAUUUGGAAGGAUAGCAUAAUUUUCAGACCCCCAGGAAUUAUAUCAAACAAAACACAUACAUACAUAUGCACAUGAUUUUUGUUUUUGUUUUAGCUAUAGCAAAGUUGACUUGUAGCUUACAACAUUGUACCUAUGACAUUAACAAUAUAGAUUUUAAUUGUGUUUGUCUAUUACCCACAUAUGUAUCUACUUGUUGUAUAGUUCGUAUGUACUCGGAUAAUCGGCCUUAACAUUCACUCAAAAUUGGUUUGUUUUCCAUUGUCCCCGUUUGGCUUAUGAUGCGUUCUUCAGCUUUGUAAUGGACACCAAAUUAAUUUGAAAGCAUUGAUACUAAUUCACGUACUAUAGGAUCUAGGGGCGCGCGAUAGCGCGAGCAGCGAAUCACUACCAAACUAAUGAGUAAUCUUUUAACAAAGAGCAAACUAACAAUUUAAUUGUUUCAACACUCACACACCAUACACACAUAACAAAUAGAGAUUUGGCUGAUCGAUCCCCGGGUGUACAAGUAAUUAUAGAAGAGAAUGUGGCAAUCUGGUGGGAGGAAGGGAGGCAAAUGCACCCCGGGGCGUUUGGGCAUUAUUUUGGGCAAGAGCCCUAUACUAUAUGUAUGUAUGUACAUACGAGUAUAUUUACUAUAAUGAUAUAUCCCAGAACAUAUAAAAUGUAUUUAAAAUACAGUUAACGUGUAAUUAUCAAUUCAUUUCGAAAGCAAACUAACUAUUACAAAUGGAAUAGAUUAGACCACGAGAGUAUACUCUAGCGAACAGCAGCAUAAUAGAUUUUAAACACAAGAAUUUAAUUAAUAAACGCCUAUAUACAAUUAUAUAAACCAA
Drosophila miranda is the source of this 6186-nucleotide messenger RNA. It is a transcript of the gene pigs, whose product is annotated as GAS2-like protein pickled eggs. Gene Ontology annotation, molecular function: microtubule binding; cytoskeletal adaptor activity; actin filament binding. The record is from RefSeq and is a predicted model, not a curated record. Gene Ontology annotation, biological process: regulation of microtubule polymerization or depolymerization; actin crosslink formation; microtubule bundle formation. Bases 771 to 3749 code for a protein of 992 amino acids. The transcript is spliced from 10 exons. Gene Ontology annotation, cellular component: cytoplasm; stress fiber; actin filament. NCBI's taxonomy places the organism in Eukaryota, Metazoa, Arthropoda, Insecta, Diptera, Drosophilidae.